UUGGCCAGACGGCUGGUGUGGAAGGAUCUUCUGAACAUCGUGGGAUGUGUGUUGUGCGGUGUGUGUGUGUGUGCGUGUGCGUGUGUGUGUGCCUUCGCUGUGCCUGCUGCAGUGCUGCUCCUACAAUUCUCUCAAGAAGAACACAACAACAGCUGAGCAUGAGAAUACGCAGCAGAGGCUCCCGACACGUAUUUCAAGCACCUCAGAUAGUGCCCUCCCGCCCUCCGUAACGGGGCCCACCACCCCACAAACUCUCGG
Molecule: messenger RNA, 258 nt
Organism: Pichia membranifaciens NRRL Y-2026
Lineage: Eukaryota; Fungi; Ascomycota; Pichiomycetes; Pichiales; Pichiaceae
Exons: 1
Coding region: 45-230 (61 amino acids)
Source: RefSeq, a predicted model, not a curated record